This is a messenger RNA of Dermacentor silvarum, 2202 nucleotides long. Its product is annotated as deformed epidermal autoregulatory factor 1 homolog. Bases 295 to 1605 code for a protein of 436 amino acids. Lineage: Eukaryota; Metazoa; Arthropoda; Arachnida; Ixodida; Ixodidae. Gene Ontology annotation, biological process: regulation of transcription by RNA polymerase II. The transcript is spliced from 8 exons. Gene Ontology annotation, molecular function: DNA-binding transcription factor activity, RNA polymerase II-specific; DNA binding. Gene Ontology annotation, cellular component: nucleus. The record is from RefSeq and is a predicted model, not a curated record.
UUGAACUGAAAGAGGGACUGUAGACAGCAGUUGCAUAGAGUUGGUCUACUUUGGCGGUUACAUUGUUUGGGUACGGUAAAGCGUGGCCAGUUGGUUGUGUGUGUUUUGCGGUUUGGCCCUGUUUGUCCCAAAUAUUCUGCGGUUCGGCAGAACGGGUUGCAUCACUUCUGAAAGUGUGUGCAGUGGUCAGACUGCCGGCCCUGAACUUCGAGGACCAGCGAUGAGUGUCUACCGCCGCUUUUUUGCGAGUGCGUUGUUUGUGCUGCGAAGUGUGAAAGUUUCCCUGCGCGGAGAAUGGUGAUGAUCAUGGAAUCGGGCGAAACUUCAGAGACGCCCGUAAUCAUGGGCUUCUCGGAGGACCCUCCGAGCGCCGACGAAGCCGUCUUCUCUGAGAACGAGCCGCAGACGGUUAGCGUCAGUGUGACGGACCACCUGCCGAACGUCCUUCUGGCCACGUCGCAAGGCAUCAUCACAUCCGAGCAACUUCAACAGGCGGGCAUCAAAGCGACGCAUAUCGUUAUCCACGAUCAGAGUGCACUAGACGUGUUCAAAACAGCACAGGCAUCACUGGCAGCCCAGUCAUCUAAUGAUGAUGGCUCAGGAACGGCCCAGAAGUACAAGUACAACUGGGAUGAGUCUGUCCAUGAGCCGGAACUUUUAGUGCGUUGCCGCAACGUGUGCGGUCACCUCCACAAGAACAAGUUUGGCUCAGGAGGCAGGGGCCGCUGCAUCAAAUCUGGCAGUCGGUGGUACACGCCAUCUGAGUUUGAGGCCCUGUGUGGGCGGGCGAACAGCAAGGACUGGAAGCGCAGCAUUCGCUAUGCGGGACGCACCCUUUUAUGCCUUAUUGAGGACGGCAUCUUGAUGCCACAUGCCACAUCCUGCACGUGUGCUGCCUGUUGUGAUGACAUGGUCGUGAGUGGGCCAGUUCGUCUUUACACCCCUUAUAAGAGGAAGCGAAAAGAAGAGGCACUUACUGCUGGAAGGUCAUCUGAUGAACCACCAGAAAAGUUGCCAGCUUUGGCUCCAAAGCCUGUACCGUCCAAACCGAAUGAAUGUGGCCCUGCUGUGGAAACAACAGUCAUGACUUCGCGCUUGGCACCCACACCAUCUGACUUCACAGAGCAGCGACAGUGGUGGCAGCUGGAAGAAAUGGUGAAGAAUCUCGCAAAGCAAGUGCAAGAACUUCAAAAGCAAGUGGACAUGGUGAAGGCACAAAGUGUCAUGACGAGGGAAGCAGCGCUUCAGCAACUUAGAGUGCAACUUGAGAAUGAGAAAAAGGAGGCCAUGAGCAACACUUGGGUUGAGGCACAGAUGAGCUUGUCAAGAAGUGUCAUGGAAGUGCGCACUGAAAAGGAAACAACUCAGGCCACUGCCAGCAUCCAAGGUUCUGGAGCCACAGAAGACGACCUUGUAUCAAAGAGGUGUGCCAACUGCAACCGGGAAGCCUUGCUGGAGUGCACCGGGUGCCAUCGGGUCAGCUACUGCGGCUCAUUUUGUCAGCGUAAAGACUGGAACACUCACCAGGAGGGCUGUUCCGAAGAGGCUGACGAGGAAGAACCUGGUGCGACGGAUAAGCGGCACUCACAAGCCGGCUCUGUUUAGUUGUCAUGUGCUGCUGUUUAUGGGCAGAUGUAGCAGUGUCAGUGCCACUUCAUGGCUGUCAAUUUGCACAGUGGCUGAAUUGUGAGUGAGCCAAUGAGCACCAAUUUGUGAUGUCAAGUGGUGAUGUCCAGCCAGUGUUCACCUAUACUGCAAGUAGAGGACAUUGACCACUGUGUGUGGAUGCAACUCUUGCUGUUGAUCACCACACUACUGUGAGAGGAAAUGUUUUUUUCAUCCUGUUGUGAUGGCACCAUUGUUGUCUUAGCUGCAAGUUCAGUACGUACUUUCAUUUAGAAGCAGACAAAUGCUGAAAUCAGAGCAUUGUAGAAGAUCAUUCCUGUCUUUCCGUGAGCGUUACUGGUACCGGCUGCCACGGCUGCACAUGUGGAGAGUUUACUAGGCUCCAGUAAAGUUUAUUGAGAAUACUCCCACUAUAUACUGUAUUUGCAUAACAACAUGGCAGCGUCUGAUGGGAAAUGGGUCUGUGUAUGGACCCAGGUUAUUGGAAGAAUUAGAGAGAGGUCAUUGAACAUGAAGAAACACUCUUCAUGGGGGAGGAUUGUACGGGACACAUAUAAAGGACAGUGAUAAAACAUA